CAUUUUACCCGCCGCUCCGGUAACCAUGGCGAUCAGUCCGGCUCAGGUUUUCGCGACGCUGCUGUCGGAUACAGAGAAUGGCAAACGCUGUUGGCCUGAGCGCCGCGGCUCCAAGUCGCCCGUGCCUUCCCCUUCCCCUUCGGCCGAACGGGAGGUGCAGGUCAGCGCCACAGCCGAGGUGUCGGCGCCUCCGAACCGGGCCCGAGUCUGCGUGCUGGUGGCCAGCCGGAAGGAGGCGGCAGCGGCGGCCAAGAGCAGCGUCAGUCGGCGGCUCGAAUACAUCGUGCAGAGCGUCCGGGCACACGGUGUGAGGGAGGAUUGUAUUACAGUGACUAAGGAUUUUCGGCGAAUUGAAAAUGCCUAUCAGAUGGAAGCAGAGGUAUCUGUUAUAUUCAAUGACUUCAGCAAGAUGGAGAAUUGCUGUAACUUAUUGGUGGAGAAACUAGAUAGUUCUGUUGUUGUUGGUUCACCUCAGUUUUAUCAUACAACUGAAGCUGUGGAAAGUAUCAGACGGCAGGCGUGUCUUCGAGCAGUUGCUAAUUCUCGACGUAAAGCAUUUGAAGUAUGCCGACUACUUGGCCAGACACUCGGCAGACCUUUGAUUGUUCGAGAAGAAGAAAUUAAAGAAACUGAAGGGUUAACCUCUGAAGCACAAGCACCAGACAAUACAAGGCCAUUGACUAUACAGCAGCAAAUUAGCAAUGCAUCUGUGACUGUUUGUUCUAAAGUCUUUGUGACUUUUGAACUUAAAUCAAAAGAUAAUCUCAAAAGAAAUAAUUGAGUAUGACCCUUUUUGAAUUUAUAAAUUAAAGCUUUUAAAUCGGGAAACUGGCUGAUUUUUUGGAAAAGGGGAAAGAAUGUUUCAAACGUGUACUAAUGCAGAAUUUGGAAGCAAACUGGAAAUGCAAAUUCUGUAUUAGCUAAUUCUUGAUGGUGCUAAUUUUUAACUUGUUUCUUAGUGUGGUUACAAUGGAUCCAUCAGUCUUGUGCAUAAUAGAAUCUGUUAUUUCUACUUAUUCAGCUCAUCACCAGUAACCAAAACUCCAUGGAACAUCUGUCAACUUAUGGCAAAAGAUGGCUAGGAACAAAAAGUUAUUGACAGGUUUUUUUUCAUAGAUGCAGCUACGAGGCAUAUAAUUUUUUGUGCAACAGUCAGCAUCAUCAAAUCUUUUUUAGUCAUUUCUCUGUCAUAUAAUCUUUUAAUCUUCAUUGCUGUGCUGAUACAAAAUGAAGAAGGAAACUAUUGUUAAUGCAGCACAUCUGUUUCAUGUUGUUGAGCUUGCUGUUGCUACACAUCCAAAGUAAUGCAGGAUGUAACUCUCUUAGUCAACUGCAGCAGUAUUAUGCCUGUCAGUGAACACAGUAGAAUUUGCAAGAGAUUGGCAGCCAGGUCGAUUGGAACCAAUGGUCGAAUUUUAUUUUUUAAAUUAAUUCUGCCAUCUGAGAACCUCCUACCAACUGAGCCUAAUAUCCUUUGGAAGUUGGUUUACCUCAACUCGCUGGCUGUUUUGGCCUCCAGAUAUGUUAAACUCCUCAAGAGAAACCAUGAGCUCUUAGUUUAAGGAGACCUAGGCCCCACUUCCACAGUUGCCAUUAAGUGGGUGAGGGAUGGAUUGAAAUUUUGCCACUUCGAGGCCAGAAUCUUAGUUUAUGAUGGGCCUAUCAUACCCACGUCCUGAAUUAUAUUCAAGUCCUUUCACUGGCAUUUUUUCAGAGUUAACAGCAGGAACCUGGCAAUGUAAUUGAGAAAACCCGACUCCUCUUCCCCACUUCCCGAAACAUUCCUAGGAAAGGAGUGCAGUUUCUAACAGUUACUGUAAUAUUCAGAUUCUAGUGUGUUAAAAUAACACAUUUCUUUGACUCAAUGUUGUGAACCAAUACAUGUUAGUGACGUGACAAGAGUAUUUUUACAGUCAGAAUGGGAAAGUUAGAAGAUUUAUUAAAACAAUUUUAUUUUGUAAAAAAAAAAGCUACUUUUUCUUCAAAGAUGUAGAUCUUUUACUACCAUGCAAAUGUAAAUAUUUGUUUUAAAUAAAAACAGAGUACUAGAGAACCUCAGCAGGUCUGGCAGCAUCUGUGGAGAGAGAAAUAACAUUAAUAUUUUGAGACCCUAGGAACUUUCUUUUUCCACAGAUAUUGUCAGACCUGCUGAGUUUCUUGAGCACUUUUUUUAAAUUUCAGAUUCCCAGCUUCUGCAGUAUUUUGCUAUUAUUUCAUAUAUAUUUAGUUCCAUCCAUUUGUUGUAACUUACUACAAUACCUCAGCUACCAUUAUUUAUACGUGGACACCUACUUUGUACUAAAUACUUGGUUAUUAAAAACCUCAGUGACUUGCAUACUUCUGUUUUCACAAGCUCAUUUACCUUAACCAUCCAGACAAUCUUCAAGCAUGUACGCAGACCUUGACUGAUAAGUGGAUAAUCAGCCUUACCACAACUUAAGGGUUGGAGUACAGAAACCAAAGCUUCUUCCUGUUGUUAUUCAACUUUUAUACAUUAUGUGGAUCUUUGCAUUGGGAUCAACAAAUACUCAGCAAGACUGAUUCAUUUUCCCAUUCUGUAGUCAUUAAUGCCAAUUGUUGCUUCAGAUUAGAUAAACUAAAGAAUCAGUUUUCAAUGGUUGGAACACCAACACUGCUUUGAUGAGGCACGAGUUCACCAUGAAACUUUAAUUGUAGCAAUUUUCCAAGGUUAUUUUCCCCAUAAUGUAUGGACUGUGCAGCCUCUGGCAGAGACACUAGAGAAAAUUAAAAGAUUUUUCUUCCAAUUGUUUGAACAUUCCUUGUAAAAAUGUGCUGCAGGCUUUACAAUUGAUCCGCUGUUUCUGCUCCAUUAUGCACAGUAAAACAAGAGAAACACCUUUUGGUCUCCCAUGCACUCAGCACUAGUAUGGAUAAAUAUGUGAGAUGAUUUCACUUGCAAAAUACUACAGUACAUUUGCUCCCAACUGCAAGUGGCUGUUAGGUAGACCUACAUAUGUCACUUUUGUCAGUGUCUCUUGAAGAAUCCCCUGCUGAUAUUACAACUGGGAGCUCAUGUAAUUCAAACUGGAAAAUCUAGCUCAGGAGUCUCACAUAGGACCUGAUCUGUAUAAUAAUGUGUAACACCAGAUGGUUGCAUUAUCAACUGGGCUAAUAGUGGAAAUUCAGAAAAGCAUUUUCUAAAAUCCAGCCUUUGGUGUUGCUCAU
This is a messenger RNA of Rhincodon typus (whale shark), 3186 nucleotides long. It is a transcript of the gene irak1bp1, whose product is annotated as interleukin-1 receptor-associated kinase 1 binding protein 1. Lineage: Eukaryota; Metazoa; Chordata; Chondrichthyes; Orectolobiformes; Rhincodontidae. Bases 26 to 781 code for a protein of 251 amino acids. The record is from RefSeq and is a predicted model, not a curated record. The transcript is spliced from 4 exons. Gene Ontology annotation, biological process: canonical NF-kappaB signal transduction; immune response.